Molecule: messenger RNA, 1600 nt
Organism: Diaporthe batatas
Lineage: Eukaryota; Fungi; Ascomycota; Sordariomycetes; Diaporthales; Diaporthaceae
Exons: 7
Coding region: 174-1487 (437 amino acids)
Biological process (GO): mating projection tip cell wall disassembly
Molecular function (GO): glucan endo-1,3-alpha-glucosidase activity
Source: RefSeq, a predicted model, not a curated record
GCGGGCCAUCUCACCGCCCCUUAAAUUGUGUUAUUCCUCGCGACGACUAGCAGUGCUUGUUGUAGACAUUGACGAUAUCGCAACUUCUAGGUUGCCCUUCCCAGUGAAAAGCCUGCGAGGAAUUUCAUUCGGUCAAGGGUCGAAAUUCCCCUGAUCGCCGGGCCCUCUGCAAAAUGUUGUCCUUCUUGACUGGUUGUAUCCAACGCCAUUUCGGCGACGAUGAUGAAGAAAACGGCAGUCAGCCUUAUAAUCCCCCAAACCAAGGUCACGAACGGAAGGUUUUCGCUCACUAUGUGUUCGGCCUCACCGACGGGCACACAUACGAGGACUGGAACCAGGAGAUCCUCGCCGCCCACGCGGCGGGCAUCGACGGCUUCGCGCUCAACAUAGGGCCCAACGACCACUACACGAUGCCGCAGCUCCGCCAGGCCUACUCGGCGGCGUCAUCGCUGUUUGGGGGCCGGUUCGUGCUGUUCCUCUCGUUCGACAUGGCGGCCGGGGACUGGCCGGUGGAGCAGGUCGUCGCGUGCAUCAACGAGUUCAAGGGCUCGCCCGCCCAGUGCCGGGUCAACGGGCUGCCCUUUGUCUCGACGUUUGAGGGCCCGCAGUGGGCCGAGAACUGGCCGGCCGUCAGGGAGGCCACGGGCGGGAUCUACUUGGUGCCGGACUGGAGCUCUUUGGGGCCGCACGGUGUUGGGGAGCGGCUGAGUCUGAUUGAUGGGGCCUUCUCAUGGGCUGCUUGGCCGCAGGCAGACCAGCACCAUAUGUCGACCGACGAGGAUGUUCAGUACCAGAGGGCGCUUCGUGGAAAGUCGUUCAUGGCGGGGGUUUCCCCAUGGUUCUACACCAGAUUGCCCCAAUGGGAGAAAAACUGGCUCUCCGCAAGCGAGAAGCUCUGGUAUGACCGGUGGAUACACAUGCUUGAACUGAGGCCCGAGUUCGUCCAGAUUAUCACCUGGAACGACUACGGCGAAUCCAGCUAUAUCUACGACCCCGUCCGCCCGGGUCAGAUUGUCCCAGGUGCCGAGCACUAUGUGCACGACCUGUGCCCACAUACCGCAUUCCGGGCCAUUCUUCCUCAUUUCAUAGCCGCCUACAAGGCGGGUAGCACACAGAUCGGCAUGCCGCAGGAAGAUUGCGCCAUUGCGUGGUACCGAACCACCCCGGCUGCGUGUGGCCACGAUGGAGACACCGCUUGGGGCCAGGGCGGCGGCCGAUCAGCAAGUCACGGGGCCAGGGACGUCGUCUCUGUGCUGGCGGUCACAAGAGAACCGACCGCUCUUCACGUCAGCAUCGGUGGCCUGUCGCAGGAAUUCAUCACGCACCACCAGCAUGGGCAUUUGACGUUCCUCGAAGUGCCUUUCGACGGCCGUGUUGGUCCGGUCCAAUUGUUUAUGAGUGGCAAGUCGGUGACUGGGCCGGAGAUUCGGAAUGAGGUGCCUCCGUGUGGACAUAACACUUACAAUUGUACGGCGGUCAAUUUAUAGAUAGAUGGUGAGGUGGACAUGUGACGAGUAAGGUGAAAGUGCACUAGUAGAUACGAACUCGAUAGACUAAAACUUAUUGUUGAAUCGGUCUCGGUGCCGACUGCCCCGAUCGA